Messenger RNA from Pestalotiopsis fici W106-1, 1968 nucleotides. RefSeq lists its product as uncharacterized. The transcript is spliced from 4 exons. The coding region runs from base 1 to 1968 and encodes 655 amino acids. The record is from RefSeq and is a predicted model, not a curated record. Lineage: Eukaryota; Fungi; Ascomycota; Sordariomycetes; Amphisphaeriales; Sporocadaceae. Gene Ontology annotation, molecular function: ATP hydrolysis activity; RNA binding; 5'-3' DNA helicase activity.
AUGGCACCCAAAGAACCCGUGGGUGUAGGCGCGUUUGCACAGACCCAGCUCGCUCUUCUCGAUGCCGAGCUGCAGAGCGAAGUCCAAGAAACCAGUGGGCUCAUCACCGGCCUGAGCCCGACGUCGCUGCAGCGCGCAGGUCUCGCCCUCACCAAUCUGGUCGUGGGCGCGCAGCGCACGGGGCUGGGCGGCAAGACGGUGCUGGAGCUGGAGCCCGACAGCGCGACCAAUGCCAGCGGCGAGCUGCCCGAGCACGGCGUCCGCGUUGGCGACAUUGUCCUGGUCUCGGAGCAGCCGGCGGGCAGCGCCAAGAAGCGCGAGAUUCGCGACCUGGAGAAAAAGGGCGCGCGCGGCGUCGUCACCAAGGUCAAGCGGGAUGGCGUCUUCGUCGCGGCCGACGAGGAGCGGGAAGGGGACGCACAGCUGACCGGCCGCGUCUGGCUGGUCAAGUUGGCCGACGACGUUACCUACCGCCGCAUGAACCAGACCAUGGAGAGGCUUCUAAAAAUGACCGAGUCCGACUAUUCAAUCUUCACGAGGGUUCUGUUUGGCCUAUCGACGCCCUCGCAAGUUCCCGCGGAUCUCGGCGCGGACCCGGAGCUUGGAAAGAUCGAGUGGAUUGAUCCAGGGCUGAACGAAUCCCAGAAAGACGCUAUUCGGUUUGCCUUGGCCUCCAAGGAGAUCGCUUUAAUUCACGGACCGCCAGGGACUGGCAAAACCCAUACACUCAUUGAGCUCAUUUUGCAGCUCGUCAAAAGAGGCCUACGGAUUCUGGUCUGCGGUCCCUCAAACAUCUCAGUAGACAAUAUCGUGGAGCGCUUGUCGCCGCACAAGGUACCCAUUCUUCGGCUUGGGCAUCCGGCACGACUGUUGCCCUCGGUGCUGAAUCAUUCAUUGGACGUGCUCACACGAACAUCAGAGGCCGGGUUAAUCGUCAAGGACGUGCGAUCCGAAAUGGACGCGAAGCAGGCGUCGAUCAAGAAGACCAGAAAUGGAAGGGAGCGCAAGGUAAUCUACACGGAGCUGAAGGAGCUACGCAAAGAGUAUCGUAUCAGAGAAAGGCAAUGCGUCGACAACCUCGUCUCGGGGAGCAAAGUAGUGCUCGCCACCUUGCACGGAGCCGGAGGCUUUCAACUAAAAAACAAUAGCUUCGAUGUUAUCAUCAUUGACGAGGCUAGUCAAGCCCUGGAAGCUCAAUGCUGGGUGCCUCUUUUGACGGCGAAGAAGGCUGUCUGCGCAGGCGACCAUUUGCAACUGCCGCCGACAAUCAAGUCAACCAACUCCAAGGCAAAGCCCAAGGUCAAGGAGGGCGACAACAUCAUCAAGGGCAUGAGCCUCGAGACGACCCUCUUUGACAGGCUGCUUGCACUCCAUGGACCAUCUAUAAAGCGAAUGCUCACCACACAGUACCGUAUGAACGAAAAGAUUAUGCGCUUUCCCUCGGAUGAAUUAUACGAAGGAAAAUUGAUAGCAGCAGAUGCCGUCAAGGACCGUCUGCUCAAGGAUCUCACCUACAAAGUCGAGGACACGGAAGAUACCAAUGAGCCAGUCAUAUUCAUUGAUACCCAGGGAGGCGACUACCCCGAGAAGAAUGAGGACGAAGAUGGCGGUAAGAAGUCCAGUAUUAGAUCCCUUUUGGGAGACAGCAAGAGCAACGAAAUGGAGGCCGCGCUUGUGAAGCAGCAUGUUCGAAAGUUGGUCGAUGCAGGCGUGAAGCCUGAAGAUAUCGCAAUUGUCACACCUUACAAUGCACAACUCGCUGUACUCGCGCAUCUCAAAGAUGCGUUCCCUGGUAUAGAGCUCGGCAGCGUUGACGGGUUUCAAGGCCGGGAAAAGGAGGCAGUCAUCCUCUCGCUGGUUCGAAGUAACUCGGACGGCGAGGUUGGAUUCCUGGGCGAGAAGCGGCGUCUAAAUGGUUCCAACAGUUGCGAUGACCAGGCCGAAGCGUUCUUUAACGGUUAUUGGUGA